This is a messenger RNA of Populus trichocarpa (black cottonwood), 1340 nucleotides long. RefSeq lists its product as uncharacterized. The transcript has a single exon. NCBI's taxonomy places the organism in Eukaryota, Viridiplantae, Streptophyta, Magnoliopsida, Malpighiales, Salicaceae. The record is from RefSeq and is a predicted model, not a curated record. Bases 390 to 1151 code for a protein of 253 amino acids.
AAAAAGUAUGCCAUCGAUGUCUACAGACGAGGACCUUUCAUCCAUAAUUAGGCUAAAUCAUUCCAUCUCCUAACCUACCCCUCCUAGUAAACCCUCCAUUCAAAAAGCAAAGCCAAGCUACAGCACCAAGAGUUUCUAUUUACCCUCCUCAACCACCUUAACAAACCGCCUAGCAUAUUCUCUCCGUCUCUCUCUCCAUCGACCUUUCCUUUUCUUGCCCCUCGUCCUCUUAAACCUUCAUCACCCGCUUUUGCAGCUCUUCAUUCAAUCCCCUAAAAAUCCCUUCACAAAAGCAGUCAAAACCCAUUUUAUACUCCUAAUUGUUUCUGUUUUUCUCAAAUCUAUCAGACCCAGAAAGAGAAGAAUUCAAUUUGGAUCUCCACCGCUCAAUGUGGCGGCCGUGGGCUAAAUCAACAGUUAAGAUUCACGAUACCUCGUCUUCUCCUUUCUCUUUCCCCACUUUCAAAGAUAUCCAAAACCUCUGCACAGAGGACCACCCCUCCAGUCACAUAAAAAAAUCCUCCUCCAUUUUCCACCGGGUCCGGGUCGCCAACACCUUCCUUCGCUCCCUCGCGUUAUCCUUACCCGAACUAAAACCCGGACCCGAACCAGAAAACAAUGCCUCUCCAACCCCUAACAAAACGACAACACCACCGCUUCAACAACAACCUUCUAUUACAAUCCCGGGUACCGACAAGCGAAUUGUCGUCUACUACACAAGCCUACGCGUGGUUCGUUCAACAUUCGAGGACUGCAAGAUCGUCCUUUCUAUCCUUCGUGGGUUCCGCGUUUUGAUUGACGAACGAGAUCUCUCAAUGGAUUCAAGUUUUUUAAACGAGUUAAAUCAGAUCUUCUCGAACGGUGGUGGUUGCGGUCGGAAGCUGACAUUGCCACGUGUCUUUAUCGGAGGGAGAUACAUGGGUGGAGCCGAGGAAACCAGACAGUUAAAUGAAUCAGGUGAGCUCAAGAAAAUCAUAGAAGGGUUGCCUGUAGCGGAUUCUGGUGUUUGUGAGGUGUGUUGUGGAUACAGGUUUAUUCUAUGUGGUCAAUGUAAUGGGAGUCAUAAGUUGUAUAUAGAGAAAGCUGGGUUCAAAUCUUGUACGGCUUGUAAUGAGAAUGGUUUGAUCAGGUGCCCUUCUUGUGCUGUCUGAUUUUUAUUUUUAUUUUUAUUUUUUAUUGACUUUGCUGAGGAAAAUUAGAAGGUUUGUUGUUAUUUCUUUUUGUGAUGUAAUAAUCUUAAAGUAGGUGACACGUUAAAAAUUUAGGAAACUAAGGUUAUGUUAACAUUAUAAGUUAAGAUUACUUCCUUUUUUUUAAUGAAAAUAUGAUCAUUGUGGGUA